This is a messenger RNA of Cryptosporidium muris RN66, 564 nucleotides long. RefSeq lists its product as uncharacterized. NCBI's taxonomy places the organism in Eukaryota, Apicomplexa, Conoidasida, Eucoccidiorida, Cryptosporidiidae. The transcript has a single exon. Bases 1 to 564 code for a protein of 187 amino acids. The record is from RefSeq and is a predicted model, not a curated record.
AUGAUUGAUAAAGCUACUAUAUUACUUCUUGGACUUAUUCUUGUAGCAUCUAUAGCUCAAAUUCAGGCAAUAAGACCUAGUACCUCGAAUGUAAAUAAUUAUAUAUCAUCAUUUAUGCAACAUCAUUCUACAAUUCAACAAAUGGCGCAAGAACUGACCUCACAAAUAGCAGAUGAAAACCUAGCAAGUAUCGGGGUAUCUGCAGAAACAGCGCCUUCAACUGUAAGACAUGGGAGGGAUACCAUUACGCUUACUAUUGGAUAUGGACCAUUGGCAAGUACAGGAGAAAUGUUGCCAUUUUUUGGGAAUACUGGCCCAAAAGUACCUAUAAUUAUAACAUCCCCACAACCAAUAAUGGAUAUUGAAGAGCUUACAGCUUCCUAUCAGAAAGAAUCAAGAACCCCAGGUAGUGCAGCUUUUAUUGAUAGGGAGGCACUAGCUCAAGGUAUUUCAAAUCCAAAAGUGACACUAGACCAGGUAGGAGCUACACUUAAAAGUACUCUACAAAAUGCUGCCUUAUUUGCGGCUGAUGCAAGGAAUAUUGCUAGCUUAAUUGAAGAAUAA